AUGAAAGAACCUUCCAGCAUCAAAAGCGCUAGCAUCGCUGCUCGUCCAUCACCCCUAGGUUCACACCAUCCCUCUACUAGAGUGUCCCGCUCAGGACCACAAUUCUUCCCUGAAAAUACCCUGGAAAAUGAAGGAGACUCAGACAUGAAUGCAAAGACCACCCAACCACCUGCCAUGCCCCCAAUCUCCCCCCCACAACCUCCAUCUACCCCACCAACCCCCCCCAACCUGAGCACCACCCAUGAACCCUCUACCCACAACUCUGUAACUACCCCAGAGACAUCUCCCAUCCUAGAUGCAUCAAAGUCAAUCCAUGCACCAGAGACCAACAAGGACUCGCAAAUGGAAAUCUCCCCACCCCUAUCCCCACACUCCCCCCCUACUGAGCCUCCUGCUAGACUUACAUCCCUUGGCACCCUUGUGAUCGAGGAGAUAAACUUGCAUGCCCACAUCGCAAUGGCAGAACAAAACUGCUCUAUAAUUAAGAGCAGUGCCCUGAACGCAACCAUCCUCCUACCCCAAUUCACCCCAAUCCCCAACAGAAACUUCCCUAGCAUCCACCUUGCACAUGCUGCUCAACUCUUCGACUACCAAGCCCCCAAAGUCAUCACUGCUUGGCUCAAAAUUGGAGAAUCCCUUAACCAGGAUCUCCAAGAUGUGAAAAUCUCUCCACCCUGCCCAGAAGCAGGGAAGGAAGGAAAGGGCUACCCCCUGAGCUUUCUAGCAUAUAACAUCACCGAUGAAGCAAAAUCCCUCCUCCUCUCCCAGUGUAUAUGGUCAUCCCCUGACAUCUCCUUUGCUGCUAGUGCCUUUACCAUAGACCGUGUCCCCACCCUCCUCAUCUACCUGCAAGGCUUCUCAACCAUGGACCCCGACACUGUCAAACAAGCAGUAUAUGACACCUGGUCUGAAGAUAUCGUGAGAUUUGAUCUAGGAGAAAUCCUCUCCAAAUCUGAAAUCCCAGAAAAUGCCAUUCAAUACCACAUCUGGCAAUUCAUCAACUCAAUCACCAUUAAACACCUGGAUUUCAAGAUAAGUGGUGGACUACCCCUACCCCACUAUAAUGUCUUCGCAAACAGCCCCAUGUCUAACCCAGAAACAUGGAAGAACCUCCACAAGUACAUCCACAGCUUCUCCUACCCCUCAGACCUUGAUGGCUGCGGUACCACAGUCUACUUCAUCCCCUGCACUGUGUCACUCAAUCGCGCACCUGCAGGGCCUAUGCCCCUUCCCAGAUAUUCCAUUCUGGAAUGGCCCCAAGCAUGCGAGAACCCCCACCACUACCCACCAGAGAGGAAGAGGGAGAGGACGAGGAAGGCGCACACACUCUUAAGUCACACACAUAUAUAG
Molecule: messenger RNA, 1350 nt
Organism: Suillus subaureus
Lineage: Eukaryota; Fungi; Basidiomycota; Agaricomycetes; Boletales; Suillaceae
Exons: 2
Coding region: 1-1350 (449 amino acids)
Source: RefSeq, a predicted model, not a curated record